AUGGACUGGAAUACGCUGCGCAGCAAGCGCAUGUCCAUUUCGGGAAUCCCGGCGCUCGCCAAGCCCCCGCUCCAGCCCCUCCUGAGGUUUGCCCGGCCCAGCGAAUACUCCUUGGGCAGCGAGCCGUAUUUGCAGCACGCCCCCGCCGAGGCCCGCCCCUCGUGCUACACGUCACAACACCCGCUUUUCUGUGCCGACUGGACGCACGGCGCCGCCGGCGAGCUCGUGGCCUUGGGCCUGUUCCGGGAGGGUUUCCAGAACCGCAUCCAGAUCGUGAGCGGCAGGGCCGACCGCGACAGAGCGGGCGACAGCAACCUAGGCCCGGGCGACAGCAACCUAGGCCCGGGCGACAGCAACCUAGGCCCGGGCAGCCGGAACGCCAGCCCGGCCGGCAGGGAACUCGGCGCCCCGGGCGGCGCCGGCAGCAGUGCCCGCGGCUCCACGUUUGACUUUGCGUGCGUCGCCGAGACGCUGGUGGACUACCCGGCAACGGCCCUCCAGUGGGAGCCGCACGGCCACGAGCGGCUCGCGGUGUCCUCGGAAGUGUUGCGGCUCUACAAGCUCGGGCUGGACUACGGCGAGCCGGCGUUGGUGCAGACGCACAUGCUUGCCAACAACUCGACGGCCAACGCCGCCAGCGGCGGCGGCAACGGCGCGGCGGCGCACGACAUCAACACGUUCCCGCCCGUCACGUCCUUCGACUGGAACGCCGCGGACCCCUCCAUCGUCAUCACGCUGUCGGUGGACACCACGUGCACGGUGUGGGACUUGUCCCGCUCCCACGCCGCGGGCAGCCACGACACGGCCCACGUCAAGACACAGUUGAUUGCGCACGACCUGGAGGUCUUCGACGUCAAGUUCCUCCACAUGAGCACCAACGUGUUUGCCAGCGUGUCCAACGACGGGUCCAUGCGCGCGUUCGACCUCCGCUCGUUGGAGCACUCCACCAUCAUCUACGAGCCCACGGGGCCGGCGCCGCCCGCGGCGGACUCGCCCGCGGCGUCCGCGCAGUACAACCCGCAGGCGCUUCUCCGGCUCCUGGCGUCCUGCGCGGACCAGCACCACUUGGCCACCGUGGGCGUGAAUCUGAACCAGGUGCUCAUCAUCGACUUGCGCAUGCCCGGCGUGCCCGUGGUCACCAUCGACGGGCUGUUCGACGGACAGAGCUCCGCCCCCAUCAACCUGCUCCAGUGGCACCCGACGGCGAACUUGCUUGCCACGGGCGGCGACGAUUGCCAGGCCUUGGUCUGGGACUGCAGCGGCAGAACGGGGCACAGGCCUGCGGCCGACAGCAAGGUGGUCAUUGACACCCCGGUGCUCGCGUACUCCGCGGACUAUGAAGUCAACACCGUGUGCUGGAGGAGAGGCUGCGACAACUGGAUGGGCGUGGUCAGCGGGAAGGGCUUCCAGGCGUUGGAAACCCAGUAG
This is a messenger RNA of Metschnikowia bicuspidata var. bicuspidata NRRL YB-4993, 1428 nucleotides long. RefSeq lists its product as uncharacterized. Gene Ontology annotation, cellular component: nucleus. The coding region runs from base 1 to 1428 and encodes 475 amino acids. The transcript has a single exon. Lineage: Eukaryota; Fungi; Ascomycota; Pichiomycetes; Serinales; Metschnikowiaceae. The record is from RefSeq and is a predicted model, not a curated record. Gene Ontology annotation, molecular function: protein binding.